This is a messenger RNA of Labrus mixtus (cuckoo wrasse), 2100 nucleotides long. It is a transcript of the gene adss2, whose product is annotated as adenylosuccinate synthase 2. The coding region runs from base 64 to 1449 and encodes 461 amino acids. The transcript has 13 exons. Gene Ontology annotation, biological process: 'de novo' AMP biosynthetic process; IMP metabolic process. The record is from RefSeq and is a predicted model, not a curated record. Gene Ontology annotation, cellular component: cytoplasm. Lineage: Eukaryota; Metazoa; Chordata; Actinopteri; Labriformes; Labridae. Gene Ontology annotation, molecular function: adenylosuccinate synthase activity; GTP binding.
GCAUCGCAUCAGCCCGGUGCGAAAGGGCGCUCAAGUGUAGUCAGCGGCAGCGACCCAGCGGAAAUGUCGGAGAGUGGGAGUCAGGAGCCCGCCGGUGCCGCGGCCCCCCGAAACGGCAGCGACAGCCCGACAAAACGAGCUCCCAUCCCGGCCGUGGGCAACACGGUGAUCGUGGUGCUCGGGGCUCAGUGGGGCGACGAGGGGAAAGGAAAAGUUGUGGAUCUUCUGGCACAAGACGCGGACAUGGUCUGCAGAUGUCAGGGUGGAAACAACGCAGGACACACAGUGGUGGUAGACUCAGUAGAAUACGACUUUCACCUCCUCCCCAGUGGCAUCAUCAACCCCAAGGUCACCGCCUUCAUUGGCAAUGGUGUAGUGAUCCACCUUCCAGGCUUGUUUGAUGAAGCAGAAAAGAAUGAGCGCAAGGGAAAAGGUCUCAAAGACUGGGAAAAAAGGUUGAUCAUCUCAGACAGAGCACAUAUUGUGUUUGACUUCCACCAAGCAGUUGAUGACAUUCAGGAACAGCAGAGACAAGAUCAAGCAGGCAAGAACCUCGGGACGACAAAGAAGGGGAUUGGUCCCGUGUACUCGGCAAAGGCAGCACGUAGUGGCCUCAGGAUAUGUGACCUUCUGGCUGACUUCACAAAGUUCUCUGAAAGGUAUAAAGUAUUAGCCCAGCAGUACAAGUCUAUAUACCCUACACUGGAGAUUGACAAAGAGGGAGAGCUGGUCAAAUUAAAGGACUAUGUGGAGCGGAUCAAGCCCAUGGUUAGAGACGGGGUGCACUACAUGUACGAGGCUCUGCAUGGUCCUCCAAAGAAGAUCCUGGUAGAAGGAGCCAACGCAGCACUGCUGGACAUAGACUUUGGCACGUACCCAUUUGUGACUUCGUCCAACUGCACUGUGGGCGGUGUAUGCACGGGUCUCGGCAUGCCGCCUCAGAAUGUGGGGGAAGUUUACGGGGUAGUGAAAGCGUACACCACCAGAGUGGGCAUCGGAGCGUUCCCAUCAGAGCAAAGCAAUGACAUCGGAGAGCUUCUUCAGACCAGAGGGAAGGAAGUGGGCGUGACCACAGGCAGGAAGAGGCGAUGUGGUUGGCUGGAUCUGGUGCUCAUUAAAUAUGCACACAUGAUUAAUGGCUUUACCGCUUUAGCACUCACCAAACUGGACAUACUUGACGUGUUUGCAGAGAUCAAAGUGGGAGUAGCAUACAAAGUCGACAACCAAACUAUACCUCACUUUCCAGCCAAUCAGGAGAUUUUGCAUCGUGUGGAGGUCCAGUAUGAGACGCUGCCAGGAUGGAAGAGUGACACCUCAGCUGCAAGGACUUUUGAGGAGUUACCUGAGAAUGCUCAGAAAUAUGUCCUUUUCAUUGAGGAGCAUUUGGGAGUUCCGGUUAAAUGGAUUGGAGUGGGCAAGUCUCGGGAGUCCAUGAUUCAGCUGUUCUAGAGGAUUGAAUGGGAAUCAAAGAGGAUACACCACAGAGAAACAACUGUACCCUUCACCCCCUCCCCUCCCCUUCACACACAGCCUACCUACCUGUUUGAUAUUUCAGGAGGAGAACUGACCAUCAUACUUGUUCUUAAUGCUUUACUGUUGUACAAUAGGACUGUACCAUGUUACAGACCAGUCAUCUGUGGAUCAGACUCUGACCCUCCUGUAUGAAUAUUUUUAAGUGUCUCCGUUUGGAUUUUAAACUACUGUAUUUUAAACUUCUAAUAACAGCCAGCUUCAAGGUCAGCUGUUUCUUAAAUCUUUUCCUUGUUUUAAUCAUAAAUGCAACACACUCUGCAACACCAGCUGCCAUCAGGUCUGAGAGAGGACGUGAAGAAAUGAACUCAACACACACACACACACACACACACAGAAUGACACGGGAUCAUUGCCCAUAAGAACUGUCCACAGACGUAUGAUUUGUCAAACUACUAUGAUCAUGUUUAUUUUUGUUCAUCUUUUCUGCUGUUACUGUCCGGUGUUAAAUCAGUUUUAAACCUUUGCACUUACGAUGCUUUGGACUACCGGUCUAUCUUUUUUUAUGUUUUCCUCUGCUAGAUUUACAUCUCAUCCUGACAUGAUAAAGGGAAACUUUAAUAUUUGUAA